ACCACCGCUGCUCGUUAUUAACGUUAAUAACGUUAUCUCUCGCGUCACUCUCGUACCCCCCCCCCUCUUCUCUUCACCCCCCCUCCGUCAACAACAACCGCCUGACGCUGCCUCUGCGCGGAGGAGCCUCCCGAGGACGGAACUGCGGUUCAGGUGCACCGCUGUGAUUUAAAUUACAACUCAAGUUUAUCUUAACGCUGCGAGACGAGGAGCGGGGAUUAGCACACCGCUGAAAGACAACCCCCCCCCCCCCCCCCAUCUGAUUUGUCGACAAGUGUUUAUCCGCUGAACGGAGCUCGCCAUUGUUUUAUCGGUGAUGGGAUUCCUCCAGGAGCAACCUGCCACCCGCUGGAGGUAAACUUCUGGAAACCCUAUAUCUUCCAAGGUCAGGAUGGACACUGAAGUGCUGAAGACAUUUUGCAUAUUUGUUGCGCCUGCCUUGAGCGCUUAAUGACUUUUUGGGCCUAAACCUUAACUAGUCCUCAAAUUCACUAAACAGCUGUUAACUCGUGAGAUCUCGACCAAAAGUAAUGGAGACAGAGGAUAAAGAGGAUGUAUCACACAAGCAAACCGCUGGUAUAAAAGAGGCAGAAGAGGAUGCAGCGUCGUGCCACACAUGUGGGGUGUGUGGUCGUAGCUUUCCUCUGCUCAGCUCGCUCUCUCAGCACAUGAGAAGGCACACGCGGGAGAAGCCAUACAAGUGUCCCUACUGUGAGCACCGGACAGCUCAGAAAGGCAGCCUGAAGGCUCACAUCCGAAGCCAUAAACUGGGCCUACUCACUAAGAACGACAUAGACAAUGAGGUGCAGGGAGAUCAGGGAGAAAGAGAUGAGCCUGACAUGCUAGGCCUCCCUGAAGUCAUCGGCACACCUGACAAAGCUCAUCACAUCAAUGGGAAGGUGAAGAAGAAAGCGACUAAGAAAAAAGUCAAAAGUAAAAACGGUGUCGAGGUCGGGGACGGGCCUUUCUCCUGCGUCAUAUGCGGCCAGGUUUUCCCUCAGGUAUUGCUCCUUAAAUCCCACAUGAAACGGCACCACGGCUCCCAGGAUCACGGCUGCCGCAUCUGUGGACGACGCUUCCGCCAAGCAUGGUUCCUCCAAAGCCACAUGCGCAUCCAUCGGAUCAAAGCUCAGCUCCAAGGCGGUAGAAACAACGAGCCGCCGGCCACAAUCAACGGGACUCCUCAGGACCCGGCGUCGCUGAUAAACGAAGAGUGCCUGUACGAGCUCUGCGCCGGCUGCGGUAACUUCUUUUAUGACCGCAACACCCUGCGGAUUCACGAAAAGCUGCAUAAAACGAACGCCGAUCCUAGAAACGAAGACACGCGUUCGUCUGAGUCGCAAAUGGAUAAAAAGCACUUUUUAGAAAUUCUGAGCCUCAAGAGCACCGAGACUAAGGGGAGACCCGAGGAAAAGAUUCAGGGCAGGAGGGUUCCAGAGCUAGACCCAGUUUGUAGUUACCAAGCAUGGCAGUUAGCCACAAGGGGACGGCUAGUGGAGUCCUCAGAAAAAUGUCUGGGCUGGGAGGAGAGGCUGGCUGAUGCAGAGGUGGCAUAUGACACAGAGAAAGGAGAAUAUGUGCCCCUGAAGCAGGAAAAGAAGAGGAAACAAACUGACAGCUCCAACUCUAGUGUCAAGAAGAAGAAGGGCGAUGCAGCUCACAAUCACACAACCAACUCCCUGAGUCAUGCUAAAGGUGGAGACAAAAAGCUCUUCCAGAAGGACCGUAUCAUCCUGAAUGGACUCGGUCACGCGUUUUAUGAGGCACUGCAGACAAAGAAGAUCAGAGAACUCUCGUCUAAGCCGAGUCUGAACCUCGGGAGCCAAGAGCAGGGAGAUAAAACCCCCUACUCUUGUGAGUCCUGUGAUUUCCACGCCGCCGACUCCUCGCUGCUCAGGUCGCACCUGUACAGCCAUCACCUGGCUCCCCACGGCAAACCGAGCACCAAGGCGGGCGGCGUCGGCAAAAGCGGUUCUUCGAGAUACAUGGACUACCUCAGGAGCAGGAGUGCGUUGCUCAGUCAGCCGUACUGGAAUCCCUACCUAUGCCCUCCAGGUCAGGAGUCCGCAGAGGGAAACGUUAAGACGGAGACGUCCGACGGGGUCGAGGUGAAAGAGGACGCUGGUGGUGACGGCGGCGGUCUUCUCAAUCUUUCUUCACCCUCUGCUGCAGUUGGAAAUGCUACUUCUCCAGGAAAAACAGAGGGCCUGGUGCAACACCAGUGCCUGUACUGCUCCCACACUAGCAAUUACCCAGAAGUCCUGUGGAUUCAUCAGCGUGUCACCCACCGGGUGGAUGGCAGCAGCUCUGUAGCACCCAAGUGGGCCCCCUGCGUAAGCGUCCUAAAGAGCUUAAAAGCGGGGGCCUCCCAGUGGAGACGCACAGGACCCCCGCCGUUCCUGGAAGGCAAGGACUGCCCUGCUUUACCCGCCCCACGAACGCAGCGCACACAGCCUCCGGGUUCCACCGCCCCAAGCAGCAGCAAGCUCUCAGCCCCAAAGACCCAGACAAGCAUCCCAAGGCCAAAGCACCCAAAGGACUCACAUUCCUCAAACGCCACGCAUUCUCGUGGAAAGGUUGCGGUCCAAGCUCAGAGGAAGCCUGGCGAACAUAAACGAGUCGUAGAGGGUGCGAGUAAAGCCUCCUCUGCUCAGGCGACUUCAGUGAACAGUGGCGUGCACUCCAAGAGCCUCCCGAGCUCGCAGCCUUCAAGCAGCCCCAAGCACAGAGGCAACAGGGUGGAGGGAGUCUUCCCGCAGGAGGGUUUGGGUUUUAUGCUAGCAAGAAAUCAAGGCGGGACUUCAGCUAACGCGGCAACGGCAGCAGACCGAGCCCACUCCCGAAGACAGUCGUGGGACUUCUCCUCUGGCCUCAAGGGCCCUGAUCUUUGGGCGGCCAUCAACAUGUGGGGGCUGCAUGGUGGGAAAGCGUAUUUAGACCCACACCUUUUCGCUCAGGGAAAAAGUGACCCGACAGGAGACGCCCCGAGGGAGAUGGACCUUUUAAGUCUGCUGAAGAGCUACAGCCCCCACGAGCUGGCAGCGCUCUACCAGCACUGGGGAUAUGUCGAUCCAAGACUGGAUCCACAAGCAACGCUGCAGUUGAACGGAAGCUUUGGAAAUGAAGUUCAUCCUUCCACUGAAUCUUCCAAGCAGAAGAGCAGCCGCUCCACUCCGUCUUCAGGAUCUUUGAAUAAAGGAACAUGAGGCGCUGCCGUCGGUCCCAGAUGCCGCGAUCCUACCUGCUGCAUAAAAGCAACUCCUGUUGAGGAAAACGACAGAGGCGGGCGCGGAAAGUGCACAAUAUGUUCGAACUGCUCGAAGCAAUGAGGUCAACUCCGUUUUGGCAACGCGAUUAUUUGAUUUCCACAUGUUUUCUUUGCUUGGUAAGCUUUUAAAUGACAAGAGUCACACAUGGUAAGGUGUUGGGAAAGCUCGUGGAAAUAAUGCUCCUGUAGCUACGUAGGACGUGUCUUUAGUCGUAGCAACGUUGUGAAAAUGGAUCCAUCAAAGCAGCCGGAAAAAAAAAAACUUGAUACCAUAAAAGCAUUCAGAAACACACUUACUGCAAAAAUGUACCGUUUUAAGCUGUAUGUUAACGUCAUGUUUCAGUUAGUUAUGUUUCAUCUCUUGUAAAUGUUUUUUUUUCUUUUCUUUUUAACAUUAUUGUCAUUACUUUUUAAGUUAUUGUGAACUCAUCCAGAAUUACAGAUUAACUGAAGUCGGCGUUGGCUUUUGAGCCCAAAUUCAACCAAUAAACGUUGACCUCAGAGCAGGGAUGUACAGCUCAAGGUGCCGGUUUAUGUUUCAAUCACUUUUAUAUAAACUAUAGUCAUGGUACCUGUAUGGGUUGUUUUGUGUGAGAAUACUACUGUGUACAUUAAAAGUUGUUUUAUUUUUUAGUGACCGUUGAGAUACGGUAGAUAAGGGGUCUUUUAUUCGGAAAGGACCGCCGUCGAGCGAAUGUGUUGAACUGUUUUUGAAGCAUUAGCUCACAGCCUGAGACAGUUGCACUGACGGACGGGAGGCGGAACCAUCAAAGCUCUCGGAGCUGUUUUCGACCCAGACUGUUUAGAUUAUCCCCAUAAAUUGGUGCCCACCAUGCGGCUAGUCUGUAGCGCGCAAAAAAGGCGCCGUCAGAUUUAAAAUACAAAUGCAGCAUCCGUUAGAUUUAUUCUGUAAUUGCGACUUAGCAGCUGAAUACUGAUGUUUCUUUUUAGAAGUAAAAAAUGGUAGCGAUAACAGUUUGUACUAACGUGUCCCCUCCACACCCCUACCAGUCAAGCCACCGAAAAGAAAGGUCGUUUUGAUUUUUAACGAUUCACUUUGCUCUCCUUUUGUUUUCACGAGUACUUUGCCUGCAGGUUUCUUUUAGUAUGUUUACAUUUUAGUUACGCCGUCGUCUCCCACCGAUGAAUUGUCUAUGCAUUUGACACAAAGCCAUAAGCGUAUGAUUGUCGGGAGAUCCAAAGAGCACACAACCAUUAAAUCAAGUGUUGACAGUAAAUACCUUUCCCUGUUGAUGAACAAUGUAAAUGAAAUUGAAUUUCAGUGCUUUGUUUUUCUAAAAGUGAAAGCCCAUAGAUACUGGACAUCUGUGGAGAGAAAACAUGAAAAAUAGGGGAGUGCUGCUCUCUGAAGCAGCAGGAAACGGUGAGCUACUGUUUGUCGUUGCAAGUCCAGACUAUUUUACGAACAUCAAGCUUUAACUUGAGCUCCCACUGGUUUCAUUUUUGUGACUGUAAACACGUUUCGUAGGUAACAAUUAUGUUGGUAUCAGAUGUUAUAUUUUCAACUGCUCCAGUGUGUAAAAUUAUUUGAAUAAAAAUUGAUUAAUGUUGAUUUAUUAAAACAAGUGUUUUUGCUACAUUU
This is a messenger RNA of Fundulus heteroclitus (mummichog), 4871 nucleotides long. Its product is annotated as zinc finger protein 516. The coding region runs from base 531 to 3206 and encodes 891 amino acids. The record is from RefSeq and is a predicted model, not a curated record. NCBI's taxonomy places the organism in Eukaryota, Metazoa, Chordata, Actinopteri, Cyprinodontiformes, Fundulidae. Gene Ontology annotation, molecular function: RNA polymerase II cis-regulatory region sequence-specific DNA binding; DNA-binding transcription factor activity, RNA polymerase II-specific. Gene Ontology annotation, biological process: regulation of DNA-templated transcription. The transcript has 5 exons. Gene Ontology annotation, cellular component: nucleus.